This is a messenger RNA of Papaver somniferum (opium poppy), 972 nucleotides long. RefSeq names its product thioredoxin X, chloroplastic-like. Lineage: Eukaryota; Viridiplantae; Streptophyta; Magnoliopsida; Ranunculales; Papaveraceae. The transcript has 2 exons. Gene Ontology annotation, cellular component: cytoplasm. The coding region runs from base 165 to 737 and encodes 190 amino acids. The record is from RefSeq and is a predicted model, not a curated record. Gene Ontology annotation, molecular function: oxidoreductase activity, acting on a sulfur group of donors, disulfide as acceptor.
UCUCACUACAAGCGAAAACCACAAAUAACCAAUUUCCCGUUUCUUUUCUUUUUUCACUCACGAAAAUUUUUGAAGAGAUAAUUUAAAAAAUUUCAUUUUCCUUUCAUCAAAACCCAAACCCUAAAUUUGAACACUUUCAUUCUCUCUUCGUAGGGAGUUUGAUAAUGGUGACGAUCAAUUCAAAUCCAACAACCUCAUUUCAACUAUUAAUCCCUGCUUCUUCUUCUGCUGCUGCUGCUUCAUCUGUUUGUAAAAGAAUCACUUCCAAAUUUAAUGUACAGAAGAAAACCAAUUGCUUGAUUAAUUUAUCUUCUUAUUCUAAGAAAAGGGCUUUGUUUCAAUCUCAGAGUCAACCAAAACUAGGGGUCCGAUUCAGAAGAAGUGCAGUGAGUUGUGGAGUAACUGAGAUUGAUCAAACUCAGUUUACUGACAUUGUUUUGAAGUCUGAAAUUCCUGUGCUUGUUGAGUUUGUUGCUGAUUGGUGUGGACCAUGUCGAUUGAUGACUAAAAUUAUUGAUUGGGCUUCUGAGGAAUAUGAAGACAGAUUAAAGGUCGUGAAGAUUAACCAUGAUUCGAACCCUCAGCUGAUUGAAGAGUACAAAGUUUAUGGAUUGCCGGGUUUAAUCAUCUUCAAAAAUGGGAAGGAAGUUCCAGAAAGCCGAAGAGAAGGUGCAAUGUCAAAACCAAAGCUUAAAGAUUACAUAGAUGCAUACUUAGAGUCUUCAGCGGUCAUUUAAGUUUCUGUAAAAUGUUUAAACAGGACUUGAAAUAUGGCCCAAGUUGUUUUUACUGUCUUCUCUUCUUGCAAAAUCUAAUCUUCAAGCCAUGUGGGCGACGAAAUCUGUACUUGUAUAUUAAAUAUCUUUGUCUUGAGCUGUUCAUAUUGUAAUAGUGUUGUAUUGCACUCGAACCAGAGGUAAACCCUAUGCAAUAAGCAUUUUUGAGGCUGCUUUAAGUAUUAAGUAUUAAGUA